AUGAUGUUGCUGCUUACGGCGCUGGGCAUUGUCUGCUUACCUUUUGUCAGCACCAAAGUCACUGACCAAAGCCUUCAAAUAUGUCCAAUACAGGCGCACCAGUGUCCGGCACCGACUGCGCUGGCGAGCGAGAAUGUAUUUCUGGACGCCAUCAAACAACUUGAAGACGCCAUCAGGGCCAAUUUAACAGAAAGUCCAUACAAUGGCACGACGUUCUCGCUGGGCAUGUUCAGCACGAGCGAUGAUGGUCUCGUCUAUGAGUUCCAUCACACUGAUCCCGGCGUCGCGAACAGCCACAAAGGCACGACCAAGGCCGAUGCGGACUCUAUCUACAGGCUCGCAAGCAUAACGAAAAUCUUGACGCUUUAUCUCUGGCUCAUCAAGGAUGGCGACAGACGCUGGAACGACCCCAUCACAGACUUCAUACCCCAGCUGGCGGCUUCCGAUGACACAGAGCAAGACUAUAUCACCCCAGACUGGAGCGAGAUAACGAUCAACGACAUGGCUAUGUACCUUGCUGGCAUUUCGCGUGACUACGGGUUGAACGACGUUGCUUUGACUGACUACGUCACCUCUCUCAUGCCGAAGCUCACCUCGAAAACGUCUGUGAACAACCCUGCAAACGGCAUCAAUAUUUCGGCAAGCGAUGAUCCAAAGUGCGGCUACCUCACGGCCAAAGAAGUAUACCAGAAAUGCGACCCGAAGCAGUACCUUCAGGGAGUCAAGACUCUUGCGGCGAGUUUCCCCUCCGGGUAUACGCCUUUGUACAGCAAUCAGGACUAUGCACUUAUAGGGCUUGCGCUGGAGAAUCUGACUGGUGCUACACUGGAUGACCUCUUUAAUUCGAGCUUGGUGCAGCCUCUUGGCUUGAGAGAAACGACAUUCAAGCAGCCCAGUAAAAUCACGAAGAACUCGGUCAUUCCAAAUGGCGACGAGCAAGUAUCUCAGUGGAAUAAUGACUUCGGGCCUAUCAAUGCAGCAGCUGGCGCCUUCUCGACCACGAACGACCUUGCGGCCAUCGGCAAAUCUAUCUUGAACAGUACCUUGGUGCCCAAGGCCACGACACGACGCUGGUUCUCCGUGACCUCGCAUCUCGAAAGCCUGGACCAAAGCGUAGGCCGUGGCUGGGAGAUCUAUCGACAGAAAGUCGGUGGUCAUACAGUUGAUCUCUUCACGAAAGCGGGUUACUGGGGUGAUUACACUUCAGUCUUGUUCCUUAUUCCUAGCUACAACUUUGGUUUCAGUCUGCUUACCGCAUCAGUCAAUGAGACGGGCAAGGUCAAGGACAAGUUGUCAAACGUACUCACCAAUAUGUUCCUGCCGGUGCUGGAAGAGUGCGCCAAGAACCAGGCGAGGAGGAACUUCGCAGGCCAUUACACCUCAUCCACCUCCAACACAACCGUCAGGAUCGAAGUCGAUGAGUGGCCAGCGCUGAAGGUGACAGAGUAUAUCGUCAACGAUAUAGACUUCAUGGCCACUGUCUUUGGGCAGUUCGAUGCUAGCAACGGCGUGGAUAUGAGGCUGGUGCCGAACCAUCUUUACAAGGGGAAGAAUGUCGGGUUCACUGGAGUAUAUCAAGCACUGGCGCCUCCAACGCCUACCGCGCAGUUUUAUGGGAAGUGUCCGUCGUGGCUUGACGUUGAUGAUUUCACGUAUGCGAGCGUGCCGUUGGGUCACAUGGUGUUUGAGGUGGAUGAUGAUGGGAGGGCUGAGAGGUUGGAGUUGAAGGCUGUGCGGGAGAGACUGGACAGGACGCGAGAGAAUGCGAGUAAACUAUGUAUAUCGCAGAGAGUCUUUAUGGACCAAAUAGCUAUGUUCUGA
Molecule: messenger RNA, 1821 nt
Organism: Fulvia fulva
Lineage: Eukaryota; Fungi; Ascomycota; Dothideomycetes; Mycosphaerellales; Mycosphaerellaceae
Product: Beta-lactamase-like protein sdnR
Exons: 1
Coding region: 1-1821 (606 amino acids)
Source: RefSeq, a predicted model, not a curated record